AUGCAUCACACAGCCGUCCUCCUCCUCCUGACCAUCAUAAACGCCACUUCGUUCUUCACGGGUGAUGCGCCACAACCCCCAAGCUUCCACGGUGGCAGUUGCAUCGCCGCCGAGAGGACUGCCUUGCUCUCUUUCAAAGAGGGCAUCACAAGCGACCCCGCCGGCCUCCUCACCUCGUGGCGCGGCCAGGACUGCUGCUGGUGGAGAGGCGUCAACUGCAGCAACCAGACCGGUCAUAUCAUCGGGCUUCGCCUCCGCACUCCAAGCCCGAACGUGUUCAAGGAUCCAUGUGACGGUAACAGUCUGCUCGGUGAAGUAAGCCACUCUUUGCUUUCCUUGGAGCAUCUAGAGCACCUGGACCUCAGCAUGAACUGCUUGUUUGGGCCAAACGGCAGCUUUCCAGAGUUCCUGGGCCAGAUGAGGAACCUGAGAUACCUCAACCUCACCGGCUUAACGAUGUUUACCGGUAGGGUGCCUCCACAGCUUGGUAACCUGUCCAAGAUGCAGUAUCUGUCCAUCGGCCAGGCUGGUAGUCGCUCUCAGAUGUACUCUGAUGACAUCACCUGGUUAACAAACCUUCGUUUGCUACAGCACGUUAGCAUCGGAGGGAUAAAUCUCUCGGGGAUACAUGACUGGCCUCAUAUGCUGAACAUGAUCCCGUCUCUAAGGGUUAUCAGUCUUAGUGGUUGUUCGCUUCAGAGCACAAAUCAAUCGCUUCCGUACCUCAAUCUCACAAGACUUGAAAAGCUUGAUCUUUCCUGGAACACUUUUGACCACUCAAUUGCAACUAGUUGGUUUUGGAAAGCCACAAGCCUCAAGUACCUCAAUCUUCAGGCCAACAGAUUAUCCGGCCAAUUUCCCGACGCACUAGGAAACAUGACAUCCCUUCAAGUCCUUGACGUGUCAACAAAUUGGAACAAGUACUUGAUGAUGACAGGAAACCUGAAGAAUCUUUGCAGUCUGAACAUUCUAGACUUCAGCAAUAAUGAAAUAAAUGGAGAUACAGCAGUCAUGAUGGGGGGUUUGCCAGAAUGCGCAUGGGAAUCUUUGCAAGAGCUAGAUUUCAGCUACAACAGUUUCACGGGAACAUUGCCAAAUUUGAUAGGUACAUUCAGCAGCUUGAGGAGACUUGAACUCUCCAAUAACAACCUCACGGGGAGUGUACCACCAGGCAUUGGGAAUUUGACAUGUUUAACUGCCCUUGACCUUUCGAACAACCGCUUCAGUGGAAGUGUACCCUCUGAAAUUGGUUCCCUGAUCAAUCUAUCUUCUUUGGAUCUAAGCAACAACAACUUCAGUGGUAUUGUGCCUUCUGAAAUUGGUGCCCUUAGUGAUCUGACUUCUUUGGUCCUAAGCAAGAACAACUUUAGUGGUGUGAUCACGGAAACACAUUUUGCAGGUCUAAAAGGUUUAAAGAACAUAGACCUGUCUUCCAAUAGUUUGAAGAUUGAAGUAGAUUCCGAUUGGCUUCCUCCCUUCAGGCUGGAGUCUGCGCUGUUUUCAUCUUGCCGAAUGGGUCCUCUGUUUCCUGCCUGGCUUCAGUGGCAACAAGAAAUUACUAAACUUGACAUUUCCAGCACAGCUCUAGUGGACAAGAUUCCUGAUUGGUUUUGGUCUACAUUUUCACGAGUCACAUACCUCGACAUGUCUGACAACCAAAUUAGUGGAAACUUGCCAGCACAUCUAGAUGACAUGGCGUUUGAAGAACUCUACCUCAGUUCAAACCGGCUUACAGGGCCAAUACAACCGUUCCCAGGAAAUAUCACCGUGUUCGACAUCUCCAACAAUUCCUUUUCAGGAACACUGCCAUCAAAUCUUGAAGCUGUGGAACUGCAAACAUUGCUCAUGUAUUCAAAUCAAAUUGGUGGUAGCAUUCCAGAAUCUAUGUGUAAACUACAAAUGCUGGGAGAUCUAGAUUUAUCAAGCAAUCUUUUGGAGGGUGGAAUUCCUCAGUGCUUUGAGAACAUAUCCAUAUCAUACCUACUAUUAAGCAACAAUAGUUUAUCAGAUACAUUCCCAACAUUUCUGCACAAUGGAAAGAGUCUCGAGUUUCUUGAUCUUGCAUGGAAUAAGUUCUAUGGAAGGAUACCAACAUGGAUAGGAGAGCUCAGAAGAUUACGGUUUGUGCGACUAAGUCACAACACGUUUUCUGGGACUAUUCCAGUUGAAAUAACGGCUCUCAGUUAUCUUCAAUAUUUGGAUCUAUCAGGAAAUAACAUAUCCGGUGUUAUACCUUUGCAUCUGUCAAACCUAACAGGUAUGACCCGGAAGGGCUUCAUGCCUAUAUCUGGUACAGAUAUUGGUCCAUCUGAUUUGGGUUCAGUAACUGUAACAGGUCAAUUUGGAGCGCUCUUGUCAAUAAUCACAAAAGGGCAAGAGCUUAGAUAUGGUGGCACCCUGGCAUAUUUUGUGAGCAUUGAUUUAUCAGGCAACUCCUUGAGUGGUGAAAUUCCCAUGGAUAUCACUUCCCUUGAUGCAUUGAUAAAUCUCAAUUUGUCAUCAAACCACCUGAGUGGAAACAUUCCUAGCAAGAUUGGCGACCUACGGUCAUUAGAGUCUCUUGACCUCUCUCAGAACAAGCUUUCCGGUGAAAUCCCAUCAAGCUUGUCAAGUUUGACAUCUCUUAGCUAUUUGAACAUGUCUUAUAAUAGUUUGUCUGGAAGGGUACCAUCAGGCCACCAACUUGACACCCUUAGUGCCAACAACCCAGCACUUAUGUACAUUGGAAACAACGGACUUUGUGGGCCUCCUCUUCAGAAGAAUUGUUCAGGAAAUGGUACGGUUUUUCAUGGUCAUCUUGGAAGCAGCAAUCGGGAAUUUGAGCCACUGACCUUCUAUUUUGGUCUUGUGCUGGGACUUGUAGCGGGGCUCUGGAGUGUGUUUUGCACGUUCCUGUUCAAGAAGACAUGGAGGAUUGCUUAUUUUCAACUCUUUGAUGAGCUGUUUGACAGAAUCUAUGUAUAUGUGGUUGUGAAGUGGGCAAGCUUCACAAGGAAGACAGAUGAAGAAUAA
This is a messenger RNA of Triticum turgidum subsp. durum (durum wheat), 3012 nucleotides long. Lineage: Eukaryota; Viridiplantae; Streptophyta; Magnoliopsida; Poales; Poaceae. The record is from the annotation of a GenBank genome assembly.